GGCGCGGGGGGCUCGAAGGGAUGCGUGGCUGCUACCUACACACACACGCACACGCACAAAGGAGACGGUGAGGAGGAGCCAGGCAGCCAAUCCCAGGCAGGCAGCGCCGCGCUUUGUGUUUCAUUCAAGAGGCAGCGAAGGCGAAGCGGUCCCUUCGUCGCCCCAGCUCGGGCUCCACGGCGGCGUUUUCCACCCUCCUUUGGCAACUCGCGGGAAAGAGAGGCGGCCCGGCGGCCUCGAGAGGGACGGUCAAGAGGCUGCUGUAAAGAGCAGAGCCUUCUGGCAUCAAGAAGAGCCAACAUAAGCCAUACCAACACAGAAGGGUUGACAAAUCCAAGGGAGUGAAGCGACAGACCUGUGUUGGGGGGAAGAAGCAGAGAGCCAUGUUCCAAGCCAAGGGACCGGCCAGUACAGCCUCCACUCAUGAGUCAAAGAGCAACUCAGGAGCAUCCACUGUACAGCGAUCCAAGUCAUUCAGCCUGAAGGCCCAGGUGAAGGAGACAUGCAAUGCCUGUCAGAAAACGGUCUACCCCAUGGAGCGCCUGGUGGCUGAUAAGUUUGUCUUCCACAACGCCUGUUUUUGCUGCAAGCACUGCCACACCAAGCUAAGCCUGGGCAGUUACGCAGCUCUCCAUGGGGAAUUCUACUGCAAGCCGCACUUCCAACAGCUUUUCAAGAGCAAAGGCAACUACGACGAGGGCUUUGGGCGCAAACAGCACAAGCAGCUCUGGCUGCAGAAAGAGGUGGAAAAUGGGACUGAGACCGCAUGACGAGCCUGCCCCUCUUUCUUCACUUGGAGAGCCUCGGCGCAGGGAUGAACUGAGCUGAUGGAAAGCAAUGGAGUUGGCAAGGCUUGCUGGGAGUAGGGAAGGCUAGGCUGGGCUGCUGCAGAGUUUGGUUCUUAGGAUAUGGGGGAAACAGGUGCCUGUAUGUCUGUUUGGGCUGAGGGCUGGGGAAUCUACAAAUCUCCUAGAAUUGCCCAGGUGGUGAGACUGGAGACCAGAGACCAGUGCUCAGUCAUGCAGGAACAGGAUCGCCCGUGGGGGACAGAGGUAAUACUGGUGGUGAUAGAUAUUGGAACAAUACUUCCAAACUUUUCAGCUGGAUAAGCUAUAAAUGAGAUUCUACCUCUGGUUAGUACGAGUCCUUUGCUCACUACACAAUCCUGCGUACCAUUUUAUAACUUUCUACUAGCAGUGGCAAUCCACCCAUGUUUUCUAUUUCUAUUAAACUGCUGAGAGGAAAUUGCCCAGCUACUAUCUCCCUUGCCACUGAACCUUAGGACAAACUUUCCAGCAGGUUUUGGGUGAACCCAAUGGCUGAGGGUAGUGCAGCGCCAUGGAUACAGAAGCAGCCAGCACCUCUACCAGCAUGACUGUAACCACAGUUCUCCCAAUCACCACAAAGAAACAAAUGACGGUUAUGCCGGUAGUGCAGCUUUACUUCCAGAAGGUGCUGUUGCUUGUGCCCACAGCAGUGAUGCCACAGUAAUCAUCCCCAUUUGCUAUUACCCAUACGCAUGUCAGUCUGUGUCUUCCAAAAUGUUAAGGUACUAUCACAUUCACCCAAUUUUGGAAGGGGAGAUGACGCACCACCCUUGUAAAACAACCAGCUACCUGAAUCAACAAGGCUUCAGUUUCCUAAGGACCUUUUAGAAUGGGGCAGGGAACAGAGUGAAUUCUGUCACUUCCGCUUUACUGUUAAAGACAUUUUUGCAAUAAGCCUGUGCCUCUUCUGCCAUGGGGGAAUUGUGCUUCUCCUGCCCAUGUAAGAUGUUCCCCUUAUGGGAUGGAGCUGCAGCUGAUUGCAUCUGCUUUGUAUGUAGGUCCUGGGCUCAAACCCUGCCCUCUCUAGGUGCAGCUGGGAGAGACUCCUGCCUGAAACCUUGGAGAGCUGCUAACAGUGUAGAAGACAAUACCAAGCUAGGUAUUGUCAGACCAAUGGUCUGACUCAGUAGAAGGCAGCUUCUUGUGCUCCUAGGUGCCUGGGAUAGGAAAGGCUGCAUGUGCUCAGCUUCAGAUAUUCUAACAAACAUGAGAAGGGUAGCAUAGUACUACAUGUUCUGUCAAAGUUAACAAGUUUCUUCUGUCGUUGUGGAAGACAAUAAGAAACAAACUUGUGCAACAGUGAUUGAAGCUUAAACUCCCAGCCCCUAUGCAAAACUAAUGGUGAAUUGAGACAUGAAAUGGACUCCAAACCUUGCACCCUGGUUUUCAUCAGCUCAGUUCUGCCCAAACAUUCAGCCUUAAAUCCCGGGGAAAUGUUCAAUGUGUCUCUCUUUUAUAUUUGCCUUUUUGAGUGGUACGUGGUAAACUGAAGCACGAACUCGUGGUGUUGUGUCCAGAGUUGCGCUGUCUGCUCUCUUUUGAUUAUUUUUGUAAUAUAGGUUUUCUGAGCCUU
Molecule: messenger RNA, 2400 nt
Organism: Hemicordylus capensis (graceful crag lizard)
Lineage: Eukaryota; Metazoa; Chordata; Lepidosauria; Squamata; Cordylidae
Gene: LIMD2
Product: LIM domain containing 2
Exons: 5
Coding region: 384-770 (128 amino acids)
Biological process (GO): actin filament bundle assembly
Cellular component (GO): actin cytoskeleton; plasma membrane
Molecular function (GO): actin filament binding
Source: RefSeq, a predicted model, not a curated record